Molecule: messenger RNA, 3436 nt
Organism: Cyprinodon tularosa
Lineage: Eukaryota; Metazoa; Chordata; Actinopteri; Cyprinodontiformes; Cyprinodontidae
Gene: osbpl8
Product: oxysterol binding protein-like 8
Exons: 25
Coding region: 424-3186 (920 amino acids)
Cellular component (GO): membrane; intracellular membrane-bounded organelle; cytosol
Molecular function (GO): cholesterol binding
Source: RefSeq, a predicted model, not a curated record
ACAGCCCUUACGUGUACCUCGUCGAGCUGCUGGCAGAGGAGUGCAGACGCGUUGGUUGUUCGCAUCUACAUCACAUUUAUUUUUGAGAAACGGAGAACAGAGAACGAAACAAAAUUCGAGGCUUUCAAUUUUAACUUUGUCUUCUUUCAAACUGUAAUAUUUCAACGAAGCGACGUCGCCGGGCUGGCGGACAGCGCGUAUCAUCAUCAGCCUCGCGCCAAACACUUCAUACCACGGGACAUUAAUAAACAUUAAGCGCCGUAAGCUAACAGUUAGCAGGCAGAAGCACGAGCCACAAGGCUGCGUUACUGUUUACCUCCGCCUAGCCUGCCACACAGCUAGCAAUAAGACCCCGAAGACUGUAGCAGAGAGAUGCAGUCAUCAGAGCAGCACAGGCAGGCUUGACUCUGGCGUCAGACAACCAUGGAGUCCUCGUCUGAGUCCCAGCUGGAGCCUGAGACAACUUUGCACCAUGCAGAGUUGAGAGAACAUCAUGCCGCCUCUGCUGCCGUAACGUCCAGCGAUGACAGCAUCCUUCUGACCCCAGGCAGGAUGAGCCAACGGCAGGCCAAGGAGCAGGACAAGGAGAAGGAGAAGGAGGCAGGCCUCCAAACACCCAACAGGGAGCACAUUGCCACGCCCUCUAACCUCAGCCCAGGGGUCAGCUACAGCCAGGGUUUCGAGAGAGUGAAGGAGGACCUGCUGCCUCUGCCUUUGAAGGAGGACUCUAAUUCCAUAUCAAAGAGCAAGUCGGAAACCAAGCUUUACAAUGGCUCAGAUAAAGACGUGCCCACGUCUGGUGGAAAGCUCACCAAGAAGGAGUCCCUCAAGGUACAGAAAAAGAACUACAGAGAAGAGAAGAAGAGGGCGACCAAGGAGCUGCUCAGCACCAUCACAGAUCCCUCUGUUAUCGUCAUGGCCGACUGGCUGAAGAUCCGAGGCACGCUUAAGAGCUGGACCAAGCUGUGGUGUGUGCUGAAACCAGGCGUCCUGCUCAUAUACAAGACUCACAAAAACGGCCAGUGGGUGGGAACGGUACUGCUAAAUGCCUGCGAACUCAUCGAGAGGCCUUCCAAGAAGGAUGGCUUCUGCUUCAAGCUCUUCCAUCCACUGGAGCAGUCCAUCUGGGCUGUUAAGGGACCUAAAGGAGAAGCAGUGGGCUCCAUCACGCAACCGUUACCCAGCAGCCACCUCAUCUUCCGAGCCGCGUCAGAAUCUGACGGUCGAUGCUGGAUGGAUGCGCUGGAGCUGGCCCUAAAGUGUUCCAGUCUGCUAAAGAGGACUAUGAUCCGGGAGGGGAAGGAGGACAUGAGCGCUGUGUCAACGGCUGGAGAGCACUCCAUUAAUUUCUACAGCCUCCUCAGGGCGCACAACAUCCACGGUUUCCAGUUCAACGACAGCGACCAUCUGAAAGACCCGGACCUGUACUCAGAUAAAUCAGACAGGGAGGGAGAACAGGACCACGAGGAGUCCGACCCAGAGGGCCUGGAAAAAAGUGAGGAGAGCGACAGCGACACAUCAGAGCGGCAGGAUGACUCCUACAUCGACCUGGACCCCAAUGAGCAUCUGAGGGAAACCCCCUACAUGGAGCAGUCGCACGAAGAGUUGGGGGAGGCCGGAGAGGCUGCUCAGACGGAGACUGUAUCCGAGGAGAACAAAUCUCUCAUCUGGACUCUGCUGAAGCAAGUGCGACCAGGCAUGGAUCUGUCCAAGGUUGUCUUGCCCACGUUUAUUCUGGAGCCCAGAUCCUUCCUGGACAAGCUGUCCGACUACUACUACCACGCAGAUUUCCUGUCAGAAGCUGCAGUUGAAGAGAAUGCUUACAACCGGAUGAAGAAGGUGGUGAAAUGGUACAUUUCUGGCUUUUACAAGAAGCCAAAGGGGUUGAAGAAACCUUACAACCCUAUUAUUGGAGAGACGUAUCGGUGCAUGUGGCUGCAUCAGAAGACCAACAGCAAAACGUUUUACAUUGCAGAACAGGUCUCUCACCAUCCCCCCGUGUCGGCCUUCUACGUCAGCAACAGGAAAGAUGGCUUCUGCCUCAGUGGGAGCAUCCUCGCCAAGUCCAAGUUCUACGGGAACUCGCUGUCAGCCAUAUUAGACGGAGAGGCUCGGCUUACCUUCCUCAACCGAGGGGAGGACUACGUCAUGAACAUGCCGUACGCUCACUGUAAAGGUAUUCUUUAUGGAACUAUGACCUUGGAGCUGGGUGGUCAGGUUACCAUAGCGUGUGAGAAAACGGGCUACAGCGCUCAGCUAGAGUUCAAACUGAAGCGACAGCCGUUCCUGGGCAGCGGCGACUGUGUCAAUCAGAUCUCUGGGAAGAUCAAAUUGGGAAAGGAAGUGCUGGCUACUCUAGAGGGACACUGGGACAGCGAGAUCUUCAUCAAUGACAAGAAGACGGGGAUCAUGGAUACUUUCUGGGACCCCACACCAGAGCUGAGACAGAACCGGCUGAUCCGCUACACCGUCCCACCGGAAGAGCAGGGAGAGUUUGAGUCAGAGAGGCUGUGGCAGCAUGUGACCCGAGCCAUCAACAGCAAGGACCAGACAGAGGCCACCAACGAGAAGUUCAUCCUGGAGGAAGCUCAGAGGAAGGCAGCCCGCGAACGCAAAGUCAAAUGCGAGGACUGGGUCCCGGCCUUAUUCGAGCAGGACCCCAUCAGCGGAGAAUGGCAUUACAGAUAUGCCGACACCAGGCCAUGGGAUCCGCUCAACGACCUGAUUCAGUUCGAGAAAGACGGCUGCAUCCAGACCAAGGUCCGACACCGCACCCCUAUGGUACGUUCUGGCAGUCUUAUUAGUCUGAGUAACCAGGGGCCGCGGAGGGACAAUUGCAAGUGUCAGGUGACGGUGCCAAAGAGGAAGCACAAGAGCGACAAGCCCAAGAGCCCAGAAAGUGGCUGCUCUUCACCAGAACCCGAUCGCCACGACUCAUCAGGCAGCGAGCGACACAAAAGCAAGCAUAACAGUCGGAUGAGGAAAAAGGGUGCAGACCUGAGUGAGCUGCAAAGCGCCAUCGAGUCGAUAAAGCAGACGCAGGAAGACAUAAACAGGAGCGUCACUCUGCUGCGGAGCCGAACGGCGGGACAGACGGAGAGCAGCUCCUUCCUCCAGCAGCGGGACUACGUCAUCAUCGCAUUCCUCAUCCUACUUCAGGUUCUAAUCAACUACAUUUUCAAGUAGCAGCCAUGAGGCCCACUGACUUUCACUCAGACGUGGACAUCUAGACAUGAAGAUGGAGGUUUUUCGACAAGCGGACCUCCAGCCCCCUCCUCCUCUCUGUUUAAUAAACCCAUAUAUAUAUCUAUAUAUAUCUGUGUUCUGAAGAGCAGAAGGCUCCACUCAAACAGACGUUUUUUAUGGCGUAUUUAUUCAUAAACUUCACCACAGCGAAUCUCUGCGAAGAUGAGAGAUUUCAAAGAGGAGAGGAGCA